AUGGAUCCUUAUUGGAAGGAGUUAAUUGGCAACGACAAGAAGACCACAUUAGGCGAUAUCGGCGAAAUGCUUCUUCACGACAAGGACAUGGAAUCUGGCCGAAGAUUGAGACUUGCGCUCUUGCUUAUAGUAGACGGUGUUCUUAUCGCAAACGCUCAAGUUCACAAGCCAACCCUCAAGUAUGUUAAGAUGUUGGCUGGCAUAGAUUCAUUUAUGGCGUUUCCUUGGGGCAGAGGAUCGUUUAUGAAAACAAUUUGUUGCAUGCUCCCCCCACGUAAAAGCCAAGGGAAAUCCGAUGCGACUGUUGUUGAUUUUCGCCAGCUUCUACGUCAGGCUACUUUACAAAUGCAAGGUUUCCCACUUGUUUUGCAGCUUGUUGCCUUCCAAGCGAUCCCUGGACUACCCAGGAGGUUGUCUGUAGAUGAGGAGCAUCCUACUUUACUCGAAUGGACCGGCGUCAAACUUCCUAAGAACGAUUCGCUGUCGUACACUGAUGUGCUUGAUGUUGAGUUCGAUAAGAAUCUUGUUGUUUGUCCACUCAUACCUGUUGAUAUUCCAAGUGACGAUGGAUGGGGUGAGUUUGACGACAAAAUUAAAGAUAGGAAAGUCAACUAUUUGGAGGAAUUGUGCAGGACUGGUCAUAUAUUCAGUAAGCGUAUGUGGUCUGGAGGAGACGCUACAGAGGAUCUGAUCGAGCAUGAUUCAAAACCUGUUCAACGGAUGCACAAAAAACACUUGGUUGACCGUAAAAGGAAACACCCGUCCACGCAGAUAUAA
Molecule: messenger RNA, 777 nt
Organism: Eutrema salsugineum
Lineage: Eukaryota; Viridiplantae; Streptophyta; Magnoliopsida; Brassicales; Brassicaceae
Exons: 2
Coding region: 1-777 (258 amino acids)
Source: RefSeq, a predicted model, not a curated record